AUUGGACAAAGCAGUCGGUCCACUUUUCUAUGUUGAUAACAGCAUUAAAAUUAGAUAAAAUAAUGGGACAAAAAAGAAGUCAAGGGGCAUUCAGAAUAGAUACAAAUGUGAAGAAUUGUGAGUUAACUAUUACAUUAAUCACGAAUAAAUUAAUCAUUUGACAGCACUAGUUUAAAGGUUCUGUUGUUGUUUUCAAUUUUGAAAAGGAUAUUCAGCCCACCUUUUCCAUAUUUUGUAGUUUGAAUGCCACUAUUUAACAGACAAGUGUUUACAGCCAAGCAUUUUUCCCUUCUUAUUUAUCACAUUGUAGCAAUGUGUGGGGAAAAAACCUACACUUCCAUGAACUGUCAGGGGACCUCUAGGCAUUCUGUAGUAUGCAGACCACUAGUGUCUGGGUUUGUACUAAUAAGUUAAAAGAUUAAUAAGAAACUUCCAUAACAAGCCAUCUUGCUGCUUCUUGUGAUGCUAGGUAUCUGAAAGUACAACCCUUGAGGACCUUGAGAAGUCAAAUGGUCCUUUGCUUGACUACUUGGCCAAUGCAGGGUGUCUGAGGCCUAUGCGGUCGAUAAGAGACGGGGAUCUGCUGGUACAAGACAUUGUCAUGUUUCAAGGGCCAUUUCAAAGACUCUGUGAAGGACUGAAAACUCUUGGGGUUCUGGACCAAAUACGACAACAUCCAGACAGCUUCAGACCCCUGUUCUGCUAUGAGCCAAACACACUGACUGCUGACCAGGUGGAGGAUCUUUUCAGCAUUCAUCUCUCUCCAGAAGGGAGCAACAAGAGAGCUGCUGAAGAGAUGGUCAUCACUUUCUGGAGGGACUAUCUCCAAGAUGCAGAAGAAGAAGAAGGGCCAUCCAAACUAGAGAAGAUAUUGGCCUUCACAACUGGAGCAUCUGUCCAGUUCAUACACAAAGGAGAUGAUGGCUUCUCUACAUCAAUGUUCCCUCUUGCCAACACAUGUGUUAACUGCAUCAAGUUGCCACUGCAUGUGUCUUACCAACUAUUCAAGGAGAAGUUUGACUUUGCAUUAGGAAACACAUAUGGGUUUGGCAGGGCGUGAACAUGUCAUGCUCUGAAAACCUUUUGUCUGUUUCUCACUUUCUCUGUUCGUCUCUACCUUUCUGCUGGUCAGUGCAGAAGGGAAGAAAAAACAUCUAUUCCAUGGUUCCCAUCAUUUACAAGUGGGUUCACUUGUUGAAUAAUGUUCAUUGUGGUCUCAUUAAUAGUUACAUCUAUGUCUGGAAUUACAACAUUAUUAUUGGUUUGAAGUUCAGGUAAUGGCCCUUCUUCAUCAAUGCCAUAGUAGUUAUCGGCAUCAAAAAUGCUGUUUAUAGCUGGAUGAAUUCCUGCAUUAUUAAUGACACCUGAGUGCCACAGCUGGAGAGGUGUUUGCCCCCCUUGUGUGGAGAGGCCAUGGUUGUUCCAUUGAUUAAUGAAUUCUGUUACUGCUCUUUGAAUCCUUGGUAAAUAAACAAAAUGCAGACAAAAUAAAUGUAGUUCAUUCAAUGAAUCCAGUACACCAUGUUCCUCCAUGAAGUUAAAGAUGUUUAUAAAGUGUCUAGAUACAA
Messenger RNA from Etheostoma cragini (Arkansas darter), 1568 nucleotides. Its product is annotated as G2/M phase-specific E3 ubiquitin-protein ligase-like. Gene Ontology annotation, molecular function: ubiquitin-protein transferase activity. The transcript is spliced from 5 exons. NCBI's taxonomy places the organism in Eukaryota, Metazoa, Chordata, Actinopteri, Perciformes, Percidae. Gene Ontology annotation, cellular component: nucleus. Bases 557 to 1060 code for a protein of 167 amino acids. The record is from RefSeq and is a predicted model, not a curated record.